This is a messenger RNA of Tachyglossus aculeatus (Australian echidna), 2110 nucleotides long. RefSeq names its product solute carrier family 2 member 9 (gene SLC2A9). The transcript is spliced from 15 exons. Gene Ontology annotation, molecular function: hexose transmembrane transporter activity. The record is from RefSeq and is a predicted model, not a curated record. The coding region runs from base 360 to 1964 and encodes 534 amino acids. Gene Ontology annotation, biological process: monosaccharide transmembrane transport. Lineage: Eukaryota; Metazoa; Chordata; Mammalia; Monotremata; Tachyglossidae. Gene Ontology annotation, cellular component: membrane.
AGGGCUCGGUGCUGAGAUGGAACAGAGUUUAGUGUGUCACUGCUGAACUGUGAGUCCUGAGACCCAAGCAGGAAAUCAUGAUGACAAGGUCUCCCCUCUCCUCCCCAGGAAGGCCACCAAUGGACUAUGAAGAUUUUCUCCCAAAGUAGAUUGUGGCCUUGGGAUCUGAGACUCUGAGGAAGACCCCAGAGCCACUUCCUGGUGGAGAUGACAACAACAUCCCUGUCACACUGACAGCACAGGGGUUAACCCAUGAUUAGACCAGCAGCUGCUUAAUAUCUGGGAUUUACCCUAAUUGUUCUUUAUACUUGGACCCAAGGGGAAGAGCCAGAACAAGCCGAUAACCAGGCCAUAAAACAAUGACGGCCAGUGGAAAUGACCAGGCGGGAAGCAAAGAUGAUGGAACGGUGAAGUCUGGCAAGGAGGUGAAAAAGAAAUCGGACUGGACUUGCUCUCUUCUGAUUGCCUCGUUCGUUGGAGCUUUCGGAUCUUCCUUUCUGUACGGUUACAACCUCUCUGUGGUCAACGCACCCACUGGGUACAUCAAGGCCUUUUACAAUGACUCUUGGGAAAGAAGAUUUGGCCACUCAGUCCAUCCUGAGACGCUAACUCUUCUGUGGUCGGUGACGGUGUCUAUUUUUGCCAUUGGUGGAGUUGUGGGGACUUUUAUAGUGACUCUGAUUGGAAAGCUUCUUGGAAGGAAGCAACUGUUACUGGCCAAUAAUGCAUUUGCGGUUUUAGCUGCACUAUUGAUGGCUUGCUCACCACUGGCAGGAUCAUUUGAAAUGCUCAUCCUGGGUCGCUUUAUCAUGGGAGUCGAUGGAGGUGUUGCUCUCAGUGCCCUCCCCAUGUACCUGAGUGAAAUUUCACCCAAGGAAAUCCGAGGUUCCUUAGGACAAGUUACCGCCAUCUUUAUCUGCAUUGGCGUGUUCGUGGGACAGAUCCUAGGGUUGCCUGAGAUAUUUGGAAGGGAAUCCCUUUGGCCGUAUCUGUUCGGCGUGAUCAUGGUCCCGGCUCUAGUCCAGCUGGUCAGUCUGCCCUUCCUCCCUGAGAGCCCCCGGUACUUGCUCUUUGAAAAACACGACGAUGCCGCCGCCGUGAAAGCCUUUCAGACCUUCUUAGGGAAAGAUGAUGUCUCUCAGGAAAUAGAGGAAGUCCUGGCAGAGAGUCGGGCCCAGAGAAACCUCCGCUUAGAAUCCGUCCCUCAGCUUCUGAGGAACCGCUCCAUCCGCUGGCAGAUAAUCACCGUAAUCAUCACCAUGGCCUGCUACCAGCUCUGUGGGCUUAAUGCUAUCUGGUUCUACACAAACAGCAUCUUCUCUGAAGCUGGCAUUCCAAAGGAAAAGAUCCCAUAUAUCACCUUGAGUACAGGCGGCAUAGAGACUUUGGCUUCUAUCUUUUCAGGCCUAGUCAUUGAACGCCUUGGACGUAGACCUCUUCUCAUUGGAGGGUUUGGUUUGAUGGCAUUCUUCUUUGGAGUACUUACAGUAGCUCUGACUUUGCAGGAUCGAGCUCCUUGGAUACCAUACUUGAGCAUAGUGUGCAUUCUGAUGAUCAUUGCUUCAUUUUGCAGUGGACCAGGGGGAAUUCCGUUCAUUCUGACAGGGGAAUUUUUCCAGCAGUCUCAGCGGCCAGCUGCGUUUCUGAUCGCUGGAACCGUCAACUGGCUUUCCAAUUUUAUCGUUGGACUCCUUUUUCCUUUCAUUCAGAAAGGCUUGGAGACGUAUUGCUUCCUGGUGUUUGCUGCGAUCUGCAUAAUAGGAGCCGUUUAUUUCUAUUUUGUUCUGCCGGAAACCAAGAACAAGACUCUUGCAGAAAUCAGUUUGCAGUUUGCCAAGAGAAACAAGACACAUUUAGUCGAGGAGACAACAGAAGACCCCGUGCCCGAAGGAAAAGCCAAUGAGAACUCCAACAAGGACUCUUCUUCUACCCUGGACAAUCAUGCCCAAAACAAGAUCAUCUGAAGUCUCUCUCUCUCUCUCUUUCUCUCUCUCACACACACUAGGGAUCAAAGGGAAGCCUGUUCUUCCAUUUUGGAAAGACUAGGGUGCCCCCACAAUAUGUAUGUAAUGUUCAGUGUUAAUAAAAUAGAAUGGUCAUACCAUUUUGA